Saprolegnia parasitica CBS 223.65 is the source of this 3411-nucleotide messenger RNA. RefSeq lists its product as hypothetical. NCBI's taxonomy places the organism in Eukaryota, Oomycota, Saprolegniomycetes, Saprolegniales, Saprolegniaceae. Gene Ontology annotation, biological process: chromosome organization. Gene Ontology annotation, molecular function: protein binding; ATP hydrolysis activity; ATP binding. Bases 1 to 3411 code for a protein of 1136 amino acids. The transcript is spliced from 16 exons. Gene Ontology annotation, cellular component: chromosome. The record is from RefSeq and is a predicted model, not a curated record.
AUGCUGGCCGUGGUCCGGACGAAGCGGUUCAAGUCGCUGGCGGGGACGCAGACCGUCGACCUGAGCGCGCUCGGAGCGACCAACGUCGUCUGCAUCUUUGGUCGCAACGGUUGCGGGAAGAGCUGCCUCGUGGACGCUAUUGCCUUCGCCUUGGGCGCGCCGGCCAAGCACCUCCGGGUCCUGCGUCUCGACGAGCUCAUCACGCACGGCGCGACGAAGCGCAGUGCAUCCGUGGUGGCGACGCUCUGUGAUGGACUUACGAUCCGGCGCAAGGUCGUCGAGGGCGCAGGCCAGUCGACGUACGCCAUGCGAACCGGCGACGGAGCAGCGUUUGUCGCGUGCUCGGCCGACGCUGUCCGCAGCGCCUUGCAGAUGCGAGGAAUCAACAUGGCGGUCCAAGACCGGUUCAUCAUCCGACAAGCCAACACGAUCGCGGUCGCGCAGUACACACCGCUGGAGCUUCUCGCCUUUUGCGAGCACAUCAUUGGCACGACCAGCUACCGCCAGGAGAUCGUUGUCCUGCAACACAAGAUCGACGAUGACAUGCAUGCGCUCGCCGAGCUUGAAGCCGCGACGGUCGACUUGCAAACGCGCCAGGACCGUUUGCAGCCCUUGGUCGACCAGUUUCUCCAAUGGACCCACGCUUGGGGCCAUCUCGAAGAACGCCAAGUGGCGCUCGCAGCACAGGAGCAAGACGUGCUGCACGCCCUUGUGGCGCAUCUGGAGACGCACGAGAACGACGCGCUCCAGCGACAUGCCCAGCUGACGGCGUCGGAUGCGGCCGAUGUCGUCGCGGAAGGCGAGCUCCGCGGUAUGCUAGCGCAACAAGAGCGCACGCUCAGUGACGCCAACGACGGUCGGCGCAUGCUGGCGCGAAAAAGAACGCAAGCCGCCUCCAAACUCGCGCACGUCCGUGCAGAGCUUGUCGUGCUUGCACGCGACGCGGAUGCCGCGUCCACGGCGAGCAACCGCGUCGCCAAGAAGCUCCAAGCAGCCACAGCGUCCAAAACCAAGCGCUUGCGGGACGUGAACGACGCGGAAGCAGUGGUCGUCACCCUGCGCGCCGAGAUGGCAAAGUUUCCAGAGGCAGCCGAUACGUCGAGCAGUGCUGCAGCCGAGUGGGUCGAACGCAAAGCCGAGUGCGGCACAGCACUCGAGCGAUCGGUGGCGACGCUGACGCGUCUUGAGGCCGAGAAGCACGCCCUCACGAUAGCGCAGGACCUGUCGCAGUGCGCCGUCGCCUCCACGACGAAGGAGCUCCACGAGGCGACCAUGCGCCAGACGGACGUGGCCACCAACGUCGCGGCUGCGCAAGAACGUCUGCGCGUCGCUCAAGACGAGUUGGAGGCUAUCGAAAACACUCUGCGCACCCUCGAGCAUGAGCGGUGGCAGGUCCAAGAAGCCACGCACGAAGCGUCGAGCGAUGUGUUUCGCCGCGCUGUCGCGGUGCUACAGCGGCAACUGGGUGGUGAUGCUGUCUACGGCGUUCUCUGCGACCUCGCGACGGUCGAUCCGUGCCACGCAGCCGCCGUCAACAGCGUCCUCCAACGCCACUUGAAGGUCGUCGUCGUGCGCUCGCGUGACGUGGGUCUUACCAUCGCCGCGCACUUUCGCACCCACCGCCUCGGCCGGGUGACGUGCGCGAUCGUGGACGAGGUCGCCGGGUCGUGCGCAGACGACGGGCCGAACGCGGUCUGCCGUCUCGUUGCAUGUGACGACGCCGUCCGAUCCAUUUUUCACAAGUACUGCCGGUCGUGGAGCGUCGUGGCGAGCUCCGAAGAGGCGUUGGCGCGACCGCGGACCAAGAAUGCCAACUACGUGACGCGGAACGGCGAUUUGUUUCGAAGCGACGGCGAGAUCCAGGUGACGGCGCGCAACGACGCAUCGGCAUGGCGCAUCCAGUCGAGUGCCGAGCGCACGACUGUCGUUUCCGAUGCACCCCUGCAAAAGGAGCUUCGUCGUCUCGUUGGUCUCAUCGACGCAGCACGCAAGACGCGAUUGGUCCUCGAAGCCUCCCGAACCGAGAUGCUUGGUGACGCGCAGCGAUGGCAGUUGGCGUCGACAACAGCCACGACGUCGAUGAUGGCACUCGAGCGCGCGUUGCAGGGGCACCGCGCCGACGUUCUUCGACACGAGACGCAGCGGAAGCGUCUCAAGCCAUUGCUGGACGCGGCACUCGCCGAUCGAGACCGCUGGACGCAAGCGCUGUACCAACUCGACGCAAAACUUUGCUUGGCAACACCUGACCACAUGCUGUUUGAGCGUCACCACGCCUGUGCGACGCGUCUAUCUCAGGCCGAGCGCCAUCUGGAGCACGCGUUUGGUGAGCUCGAGGCGCUGCCGCGAUGCAUUGCGGCCUUGGAGGCACAGCAGGCGCUCUGGCGCGACAAGACAAACGAGAUAGCGAGUCGGGAGGCGACGCUUCUCGAUCGGCUCGAGGCGUUUACGGUAGCCAUGGACGAGGCCGAAGCCCGCUGCGCCGACCAGCGCACGGCCGCCGAUGCAUACCGGAGCACUCUCGCUACGACGCGCGCUGAAAUGGACCGUCUUGCGCAGCGUCGAAAGGCUCUGGCCCAAGAACUGGCUCGUGUGCGUGCGCGCGUGGCGCAGAUUCGUGCCGACGUGCACGACUAUCGUCGUCGUCUUUGUCCAUGCGCAGAUCGCGAGGCAAGCAUGACAUUUCUGGCGGCAAAAGAAUCGUGGACCGACCUCGUGGCGGCGCGUACCUGCCUCGAUGAAACGCGCCGGUUGCUCGAGCAGGAAAAGGCGACCAUGUCCAAGGAGGUUCUCACAGAAGCAGCGGUCGUGCGCCACGAUUUGACGGACGCCCAGACACGCGCCGAGGACCUCAACCAAGUGCUCGCGACAACACUGCAAGCCCGCAACCACCUCAUGCACCAACGCUACGUGACGCUCACGGACGCACUCACGACGCUUAACGUGCAUUUGCCCGAGAUGUACCGGUCCCUUUGCGAGGAUGGCGACUGCUACCUCGGCUUUUCGCUCGACACGACCACGCUCUUUGGCGAAGGCAUUACGUUCCACUGCAAGCCCGACGCGCAGCAGUGGCGUCCGUUUGGAGGCCUCUCGGGCGGCCAGCAAGUGCUCUGCGCGCUCUCGCUGCUGCUGUCGUUCCAGGCCAGUUUUGUGUGCCCCAUCUUUAUCUGCGACGGUACGAGUGCCAUCGCGAAUCCCUGCGCCUCAUCCGCGUUUCAAAGAAUCGACGCGGCGCUGGAUACGUACAACGUCCAGCGGCUCGGGAAGCUCCUGGUUGCGGCCGCAGCCAAGACGCAGUUCAUCGUCGUGUCGCACCGCACCGAGAUGUGGAACCAAUCGAAUGCGUUGGUCGGUGUCUAUAGCAUUGGUCACGAAGGCAGCGCGAUCCUGCCUUGCCGCUUCUCUGCGCCGUAG